AUGGUUACCUCACGUCACAACGACGAGACCUUCUUCGUCGAGUCCGAUGAACAGCCCGCGCCAAGGGUAAACGUUCGGGAUGCUGCCAAGCUCAUUGCUCGGAACAAGCAGGAGAUGAUCGCCAACAAUCUAUCACGACUUGCUUGCGACGAGUACCUUGAGGAUAUCAUGCAGCACAUCCGUCACAUGGAGGACGAGACGCUACCCGAUGCUAACCUCAUCGAUAUGCAACGCGAAAUCCAAUGGUUCAUGCGCCCGUACCUUAUCGACUUCCUUAUCGAGGCUCACGCUGCCUUUUCGCUUCUUCCCGAAACCCUCUUCCUCACUGUCAACCUUCUCGAUCGGUACUGCUCCAAGCGUGUCGUUUACAAGCAGCACUAUCAGCUCGUCGGUUGCGCCGCCCUACUGAUUGCCGCCAAGUAUGGAGACAAGAAGGAUAGAGUCCCCCAGAUCAACGAGCUCAACAACAUGUGCUGCGGACUUUACGAUGCCGGCAUGUUCACGCAGAUGGAAAUGCACGUACUCAACACUCUCGACUGGAACAUUGGACACCCGACCGUCGACUUUUUCACCCAAUUGAUCGUGGCCGAGGAAAGGGACAGCAGGGACGUCGAACACAUGGCGGCAUACAUUUGCGAGAUUGCCCUGUACCAUAGGGAUUUCGUUUCCACCAAGCCAUCCAUCAUGGCACGGGUUUCUUUGGUCUUGGCUAGGGCUAUCUUGGGCAAGCCCGAGGUUAACGAUGGGGAAUGGGACCAGGUCGAGAAUGCCACGCUCUUGGCUCUUUCGCAGCACCUUCACCAGCCUUCCGUCACGCUUUCCAGGAAGUACUCGAGCGCAUACCUCUCCAAAGUGUCUGGCAAGCUCGCCGACUUCCUCGCUCAGCAGGCCGCCAUCAACCGCCGUGGCGGCGCCCCGCCUUCCUCUCCUGGCGAGCUGACCCCCAACUCCAGCAAGGCGUCCAAUGUCUACAGCACUCCCCACAAGGGUCUGGGAUCCGUCCCCGGCGCUGCCGAUGGAUACAUGACCCCUCCGAUCACUCCCGACGCCUCCAGCUUCGGACAGAACGGCACGAUGAUGAAGGAAUAUCCUGUUCCGCGUUGUCCGGUGACCCCGACACCGCAGCCGAACCACAGCCAAUCAUACCCACCAGCAGCACAACAUCAGACUUCAGCAUCAUCAACAUCAACAACAACAACGGCGCCCUCAUACUUUGAGACCGCGCCGUCGUCUCAAGUCGCUUACUAA
Neurospora tetraspora is the source of this 1248-nucleotide messenger RNA. Its product is annotated as cyclin-like protein. The record is from RefSeq and is a predicted model, not a curated record. Bases 1 to 1248 code for a protein of 415 amino acids. Gene Ontology annotation, cellular component: cytoplasm; cyclin-dependent protein kinase holoenzyme complex; spindle pole body. Gene Ontology annotation, biological process: mitotic cell cycle phase transition; regulation of cyclin-dependent protein serine/threonine kinase activity. The transcript has 2 exons. Gene Ontology annotation, molecular function: cyclin-dependent protein serine/threonine kinase regulator activity. NCBI's taxonomy places the organism in Eukaryota, Fungi, Ascomycota, Sordariomycetes, Sordariales, Sordariaceae.